AUGAGUGAGACAGCAAAAAUCAAGAAGGGCAAAGCGUCAGCCAAACGCAAUAGCGAAGCACGCCGUGAACAAAACCGUCUCGCUAGCCGGAACUACCGUGUGUAUAUCUUUGCUGACGUGUGUGUGUGGUUGGAUGAUGCUCUUGAUCUUGCUGACGCCAUCAUCGGUAUCUUAGGAGAGAAGCGGAAACAGAAAUUAGCCCUAUUAAACGACUUGCUCGAGCCAAGCAACAUUGCUAGUGAUGUUAUUGAUAAUGUUCACAUCAACCCAGCUGCGGGACUGGACGGUCCAAGUGACUUGCCUGUUACCCAGCCGCGGGACCAAGCAUUCCCAGGGUCACUUCAACCUGAAUUGCCAUCUACCAACGAAAGCCUGACCAGUUUUGACGAUACUGUACCAUAUAAUGUACCACGUAUGUGGGGAGACCCAUCUCAAGAAAUUAUACCAACGACUCUCUUACACCAAGGUAACCCUAAUAUCCUACCAUGGACCAACUUUGACGGUAUCUUCAGCCACGCAAACCAAGACCCUUACGGCCAUAAUAUGUUCGGCUUACCAUUCCAAUUCCAAGAUAUUUCGGGAAAGACUCAUGUAGAUUCAAGAUUAGUAGAAGAGCUCUUCGAAGAAAGUCCCGAAUCAGACCUCAGCUCCUCCCAAGUAUCGUCCAGCAACAACAAUGAUCAGGCUCUCAGCAAUGUCAUGAGUGGUGUAGAAAACCUCACAAUAGAACAAAAAUGCACUCUUCUUCGCCGCCUACAACAAGACACUCAGAGCCCAGCCACAGAAACUCAUAUUCCUUGGCAUCAAACAAAGCCUCCAACUCCAGGUCAGCUGCGAGCCGUUCAGUUCGCGAAAGCGCUGUACAAAACGGCACAUGCUAGACCAGAACUUCUUCCAAUGCAAUAUAACAUGGAGACAGGCAUCUUUGGGGCAAUGUUCGCAAAUUGCUAUGCUCUUGGUAUGGCAGGUGUGGAUGAUAUACUCUGUGAAGAGGGAUGCAGUGUCUUCUCUGUUACGCAGGAUGAAGGGCAUCAUGUGUCACAAUUGCCUGUCGUGAAGUCCAAAUUUCGAGCUCUUUCUCCCGAUCUCAGACCGACUGAUACACAACUGAUUGUUGGGCACCAUCCUUAUGUUGAUGUCAUUCCAUUCAAAACUUUCCGGGAGAAUCUCAUCAGAGCUCUGGAAAACGACACCCCUAUCAUUGAUGAGGGUGUUCUAUGUCACGAUAUACUCAGUGGCGGCUUUACAUGCUGGGGCGCUGGGCGUAAUCCGCAUGGCAUGGGCGCAGGUGUACCUUGGGACGCCCGGAGUUGGGAACCCAGCGUAUGGUUCUUAAUGAAAUAUCGACAGCUAGCUGGAGACUGGGAUGGAGAGCUGUGGAAAAGUGCUAGAUGGUGGCAUAGUGCCCGAGGAGAGAGAAUGCAAACGGCAGAGAUUGCGAAUAACCCAUCUGGAGGGACAGCGAGACGGUAG
This is a messenger RNA of Fusarium poae, 1473 nucleotides long. RefSeq lists its product as uncharacterized. Lineage: Eukaryota; Fungi; Ascomycota; Sordariomycetes; Hypocreales; Nectriaceae. The transcript has 2 exons. Bases 1 to 1473 code for a protein of 490 amino acids. The record is from RefSeq and is a predicted model, not a curated record.